Molecule: messenger RNA, 1065 nt
Organism: Seminavis robusta
Lineage: Eukaryota; Bacillariophyta; Bacillariophyceae; Naviculales; Naviculaceae
Source: the annotation of a GenBank genome assembly
UUGUAAUCUCUCAUCUCUAUCAACAAUUAAUUAAAAAACAACGGAGCCAUGCCCACUGCAUGUCCCAUUUGCUUGCAAGAAAGCAAGGACGAUGAGGUUGCUUCUUUGGACGCAACGUCGUGCUCUCACAGCUUUUGCAAGCCCUGCCUCGCCGGUUGGGUGCAGCAUUGCGAAUCAAAGACCCCACAGGUGUAUCCUGGUUGUCCAACCUGCCGGUUGCCUAUCGAUACAUGGGACAUUGUCCAGCUCUUGGGGCGCCCCUUCCAAGAACGCCAACCAAUGGAAGCAGCAACAGCACAAGAAGAUAUCCAGGAGGACCCAGACGAAGAACUGGAUGGUUGGUUUACGGUUCCCCGUCACGACCCCAACGAAGAACCGGACGAAUUCUUUCAAACCUGGUUGGAAGAAAAUGGGGCUGUGAAAUGCCCCACCCGCCAGUGUGGCAUUUGGAUCAUCAAACCCGAAGGGUGCGACCGUGUGUAUUGCACUUGGUGUAAGAGACGUUUUUGCUUUGUCUGCGCCCAGCAGGGGGUGCCUUGUGCUGGCCAUUAUGAUGACGAGUAUCCUCCGAAUCAGUGUUGGUAUUGUGGUGCGUACGGUUACAAGUACGAUACGUACUACCGGAAGAGGAAUGGCACAUACUACCCGUACUGCCCUUGUCAGAGCCCAGGUUUUUAUGAAACCACAGAGCUCAUCGAAUCAAUCGCGGAUGGGCUGAAGAGUAGCCGUGGUGGCAAGAAGCGUUUGUUGUGGAAAGGCAAUUCCCGGACUGGCAAAUGCACCAAGACACGCCGGGGUGAUAUCAGCGUGAAACGAAGCGACUUGGCAUCCUCCUCCAAGACAAGGACGCAAUCGGAAGGGGACAAACGCAAAAAGCGCAGCACAGGCAAAAAAGCCAACCGUGCCGGCAAGGCGCAGGGCAUUGCCCUCACUGCUCCUUGAUUCAACCAUCACAGCCAUCAAUGAUGGGCUUUUGCACGUUGCUCAAGCACGGGGAUGGUUUGUAGUAUCUAAUCAAACUCAAACAAUCAUAGAGAUGUUUAUAAUUUUGCCUGUCUUCAUGUC